UUUGUUGGGCAGAAGUAUUUUUGAAUUUCGCACACGUUCGCUGGCAAAAAUAUGUACAAAUAUUGAAUGCGAAAAAGACAAGGAAAAAUUCCAUUUUUUCCGCAAAAAUGGUGACAGAGCGAAAUGCUGGCCGCCGCCUACUCGGAAAAAUAAUCCCCAGCCGAUUUGAACGAUUUAUUAUUUGGCCCAGCCAACUCGGAGCCUGUCCCGGACCCGGAACCAUUAAUCAUCCGAGUCCAGAUCCAAGUCCGAGUUCGAGUCCGAGUGGUGGACAGGCGGCUGCACUGCAAUUGGUGGACACUUUGGAGGAGAAGAAAGUUUUGCGCGCAGGAUUAGGAGGAGACGUCGCCGCGUACGCUGAUCUCCACCAGCACUCGCAUUCGCACCAUCCGAAUCCGCAUCCGCAUCCACAUCCGCACCCCCAUCCGUUCGCCACCGACGGCUUCAAGCUGCGUUCCGAAGAGCCGGUGCCGGGCUUCAGCUCGGCCUCCCCCUGGCCCACUCUGGAGCUGGGCAUGGAGUGGGGCCGGAAGCUGUACCCCAGUGCCGUUUCCGGUCCGCGAUCCGCCGGCGGCCUAAUGUUCGGCCUGCCGCCCACCGCCGCCGUGGACAUGAACCAGCCGCGCGGACCGAUGACCUCGCUGAAGGAGGAGCCGCUGGGCAGCCGGUGGGCCAUGCAGCCAGUCGUCGACCAGAGCAAUCUGGGCAUCGGCCGCGCCCACUUUGAGAAGCAGCCGCCCAGCAAUUUGCGCAAGUCGAACUUCUUCCACUUCGUGAUCGCCUUAUAUGAUCGGGCUGGUCAGCCCAUCGAAAUCGAGCGCACGGCCUUCAUUGGAUUCAUCGAGAAGGACUCGGAGUCGGACGCCACCAAGACGAACAAUGGCAUCCAGUACCGGCUGCAGUUGCUCUACGCGAAUGGCGCUCGCCAGGAGCAGGACAUUUUCGUGCGACUCAUCGAUUCGGUGACCAAGCAGGCCAUCAUAUACGAGGGUCAGGACAAGAAUCCCGAGAUGUGUCGAGUGCUCCUAACGCACGAGGUGAUGUGCAGCCGCUGCUGUGAUAAGAAGAGCUGUGGUAACCGCAACGAGACGCCAUCGGACCCCGUCAUUAUUGAUCGCUUCUUCCUGAAGUUCUUCUUGAAGUGCAAUCAAAACUGUCUGAAGAACGCCGGCAACCCGCGGGAUAUGCGCCGAUUUCAGGUGGUAAUCUCUACGCAGGUGGCCGUGGAUGGACCACUACUGGCCAUCUCCGACAACAUGUUCGUGCACAACAACUCGAAGCACGGGCGGAGGGCCAAGCGGCUGGACACCACGGAAGGUACAGGCAACACAUCCCUGUCCAUUUCCGGUCACCCCCUAGCGCCCGACAGUACCUACGAUGGUCUCUACCCACCGCUGCCAGUGGCCACGCCGUGCAUCAAGGCGAUCUCGCCCAGCGAAGGCUGGACAACCGGUGGCGCCACCGUGAUCAUAGUGGGCGACAACUUCUUCGAUGGACUGCAGGUUGUGUUCGGGACCAUGCUGGUCUGGAGCGAGCUGAUCACCUCGCAUGCGAUCCGGGUGCAGACACCGCCGAGACACAUUCCCGGCGUGGUGGAGGUGACGCUUUCCUACAAGAGCAAACAGUUCUGCAAGGGAUCACCCGGCCGCUUCGUCUAUGUCUCAGCUCUCAACGAACCCACAAUCGACUACGGUUUCCAGCGCCUGCAGAAGCUCAUUCCCCGGCAUCCCGGCGAUCCCGAGAAGCUCCAGAAGGAGAUAAUCCUCAAGAGGGCCGCCGAUCUGGUCGAGGCACUGUACUCUAUGCCCAGAUCACCGGGCGGCUCGACGGGCUUCAAUUCCUAUGCAGGCCAACUGGCGGUCAGUGUCCAGGAUGGUUCCGGCCAGUGGACCGAGGACGACUACCAGCGUGCCCAGUCGAGCAGCGUGAGUCCACGUGGCGGCUACUGCAGCAGCGCCUCCACGCCGCACAGCUCGGGAGGAUCCUACGGCGCCACGGCGGCCAGUGCAGCGGUGGCGGCCACGGCCAAUGGCUAUGCGCCUGCACCCAACAUGGGCACACUCUCCUCGUCGCCCGGCAGCGUCUUCAACUCCACGUCAAGGGUCAGCAGCCUGAGCUUCAAUCCCUUCGCCCUGCCCACCUGCAAUACACAGGGCUAUAGCACCCAACUGGUGACGUCAACCAAAUAAUAUUACUACUAAAUGAGGCUAUUGGCAGGCCCGAAAUCCACAAGUCUCCCCCAGGAGUCGCAGAUACCACGCCAAUCACAAGAAGCUUGAAAGUGCAAUAAACAAAUGAAAAUGGUUCCAAAAUUCAAAACUCUAUUGAUAUAGUUGUACAUUUUUUGAUUGAAUCCCGUUUAUAACUUAUUUUGAAUAUGCCUCGGUACUAGAUUUAUAAACAUACGCAUAGAAUACCAUAUCAAAGUAAACGAAAACAUAUGAGAGAGGGGAAGGCAUAUCAUGCAAGGGGCUCAAGAACCCGGAAGUUAAGAUCGGGCAAAAAUAGUUCUAAAAUAGCUUGAUAAAAUACAUUUUGUAAAUAUUUAUCUCAAAGUAUAAAAAACUUAAUAAUAAUCGGAACUGUGAAUAGAUGAAAUUAUACAAAAUAUAUACCCAUGAUGAUCAAUUCUAAUACGAAUCAAGAUAUACCAAAACAGAUACAAUUUGAAAGAACUUUUGGACAUAACUAAAUGCUUGUAUACGAUACUUUCUUGGAUUAAUAUCGAAAAUAAUGAAGAAAAAAGUCUUGGAUAUACACUCUGCCAGUCGAGAGAACCGAAAUCAAAAUGUUAUAUACCUACAUAGAUAUACAAGCCAGAUUUGCAGCAUAUCUAAGCGUAAUAUUACAACAAAUUUAUACCAAACUUUUGGCAAACAUAUCGUGCACUUAGUCCUAAUAUCCACCUAAAGCGAACCCGAACACAUCACUACUCGAACAUAUUUGUAUAAUGCCCUUCAUAUCCACAAUUCGAAAUUCUCUAUCAACAUCAACACCAAAUCAUCAUUAGGCAUACAUUCACACAUUUCGCUAUUCAAGUCAGUGUUUGAUAAACUACCGAUUUGUUGACUAGAAUCUAAGCCUAGCAUACACUGGGAAAUGAUAUCUGGGGGUGCAUAUACUAUAUAUAUAUACAUACGUAGGCUUAAGUUUAUUGUUUAUUGCUCGAUUUGUAGGAGUUUUACUGUAAUUUGUAUUCGUAUUGUAUGAUAAUGUACGCUUGCACUCCUAGAUCUACAAAAAAUUGACAAAAAACGAAAUGGUUGGCUUCGCAAUUGGGAAGCAGCCAAUACAAGCAUAUCUAUAAGAAUCGCAUAAACAGCAGAACUUAGCCGCAAAAUCGAUUUGUAAAUUACAAUACAAUAAUUUAUAAUAACAAUCUAGCAACGCUCUCUGUUUUGUAAAUCUUAACAAGUUAUUUAAAUAAAAUUUAUUUAAAAUAAACGUAAUACGCCAUGAAA
Molecule: messenger RNA, 3461 nt
Organism: Drosophila erecta
Lineage: Eukaryota; Metazoa; Arthropoda; Insecta; Diptera; Drosophilidae
Gene: kn
Product: transcription factor collier
Biological process (GO): regulation of transcription by RNA polymerase II
Molecular function (GO): RNA polymerase II cis-regulatory region sequence-specific DNA binding; DNA-binding transcription factor activity, RNA polymerase II-specific
Source: RefSeq, a predicted model, not a curated record